Scleropages formosus (Asian bonytongue) is the source of this 4161-nucleotide messenger RNA. RefSeq names its product zinc finger and BTB domain containing 40 (gene zbtb40). Gene Ontology annotation, cellular component: nucleus. The coding region runs from base 115 to 3663 and encodes 1182 amino acids. The transcript is spliced from 19 exons. The record is from RefSeq and is a predicted model, not a curated record. Gene Ontology annotation, molecular function: protein binding; DNA-binding transcription factor activity, RNA polymerase II-specific. Gene Ontology annotation, biological process: regulation of transcription by RNA polymerase II. NCBI's taxonomy places the organism in Eukaryota, Metazoa, Chordata, Actinopteri, Osteoglossiformes, Osteoglossidae.
AAGAAAGAGUCGGCCAUGUUCAAAAUGCAGAAUCUUUAUUGUCCGUCAUCAUUUUUGUCCACCGCUGGGGUUUAAAUAAAGACCUGGAUUAUUUGAAUAAGAAUCAAGGUGCCCAUGGAGCUGCCCAACUACGGCCGACAGUUCAUGCAGCAGCUGCACACGUUGCGCAAGGAGGGACGCUUCUGCGAUUGCACCAUCCUGGUGGGCGACACGCCUUACCGUGCCCACAAGCUGGUGCUGGCAGCUUCCAGCCUGCUCUUCAAGUCUUUGUUAGAAGGCUCUGAUAGCAUCUCUAUUGACACCUCCGUGGUCAGCGCUCAGGAGUUCGCCAGCCUGCUGGAGAUGGUCUACACAGGCAGGCUUCCGCCGGGCAAACACAACUUCACCCGGGUCAUUGCAGUUGCGGACAGCCUGCAGAUGUUCGAUGUGGCCGUCAGCUGCAAGAACAUCCUCACUAGUCUCAUGAGACCACCGGUGGUUGCAUCAACAAAAUCCCCAGUCUCUGGGAACCCAAGACUGGAAAAUGAGCCUGUUCUUGCUGGCGUCAGGGUGGCGGAGUCCAGGCAGGUGGUAGAAACAAGAGGACCCCAAAAAGAGGAGCAGACACCCAGCAGCAGCUUGGACGCCUGCCCUCAGGAGCCUCCUGAUGCAAAGACUCGCACUGAAUGUUUGGAGAAAGCAGAUAGAGCAACGGACCAAGUUAUGGACACAGGCCUUGACUUUUCAACUGAGAGCAAGGACUUGGAGUUCUUGUCCCAAAGCAGAGAGAAGAUUGUUGAGAUCGUUGGGGAUGUCCAUCUUUGGGUGAAAGCUGUACAGAUGUGGGAGGGCAUUUCUGCUGUCGAAAGACAGGUUAUUUUAGACUGCUGUAGAGAAGAGUCAGAUGGGCCGAGUGUAAUCCGCAAGCUCCUGAACAUGGUGAUGGACAGAAAGUGCCUUUCGGCCUACACAGUCUUUUCCAUACUAGACCUGCUGAAAGAGCGCUACCCGGAGCUUAUUCCGGUGCUGCAAAGGCACAGUGUGCAGGUUUCAGAGCACCAGGAUGAGAGCCCUGUGGGGCAAGAAGGCCUGACUGGUGAGGCCAGGUCUCCGUUUGCCCACCUGCUACUUGGGAAUGCAGAGAAACUAGUCAGUGCCCUCUCUGAAGUGGACACUCUGGCCGAUAGGCUGGCCACAGCUGCAAGAAGCUCCAUGGAGGAGUACACCAGGGAGAUGGUGUCCGAGUGCUGCAGAAGCGGGACCCCCAGGGAGGUGGCCAAGCGUCUUAUAGCUCGGGUCAAGGAGGCAGAGGGGGGCAGCAACAAAGGUGUUGCAAAAGACACAGCCCUAAAUGGCUUGUUGACACUUCUACGCAUGAUCCAGGACAGCUCUCCUGCCCUACAGAAACUUCUGGUGCACACAGACCCCCAGGAACCCCUUGAAGCAAAGCCAACAGGUCUUUGCCAGGAAGCAGACGAAUCUGAGCUAUUAAAAAGGUACCAUAGCAGGAUUUUGGAGGCAGUCUCUGACCCCCAGCCUCUCCUGCAGUGCCUGAAAACCAUGGCAGGUUUCCCCUCUAAGGAGAAAGAGUGUGCCGAAGCCUUGCUGCAGCAGGCUGCUGGUGCCCAGGUUGUGGAUAAACUACUGUCAGCUGCUCUGCAGGGCAGUGCCAUUUCAGUUCUCUCCGUGUGGAGAAUGCUGUUUAUGGCAGGGGCCCGGGACCCCUCGCUGGAGUCCCUCAUCCAGGAAGUCCGGGAACAGCCAGGAGUGCAGAAGCUCGUCUAUGCAGCAAUGGACCCAGAGGGUCUCCAUGUGGACCUGCUGCUUAAGCACAAGGCCCUAGUCCUGCAAGUCACAGAGACCAUUGCAGACCUGGAAGCUGGCAUUCAGACUGCAGAAGGACAAACUGAGGGAGUUACUGAGUUCCUCAGCACCUGCAAGAGCCAGGGCGAGAACUUGACAAUGGCGGACAUCCUGAGCCGGGUGCUGGAGCAGUCACUCCCAGCGCAGCCGUUUUGCAGGCUCCUCGCCCUCAACCAGCAAGUCCUCCCACUGCUUCAUCCAUUAUUUCAUGACAUGAAGCAAGCUGGGAAGGAGACCACACUCCUGAAAAGCAGUGCUGAGGGCUUUCCUGUGGAGGAGUUUGAGGCAAGUGACGAACAGCAGAUGAAAAAGAGCGGGAAGCAGGCAGCAGUGAAGCAGUGCUUCUGCCAGUGGUGCGGAAAGGCUUUUGCUUUCCGCUGCCGCAUGGAGGUGCACCGUAAGCGGUGUCGACUCUCGCAGGAGGCAAGCCAGCAUUGCCCCCACUGCUCCCUGGAACUGGCCACCCCCCUUGCUCUGCAGCAGCACCUGGCCGAGGCACACGAGGGCCCACCCCGCAAGAAGAAGAGAAAGCAGGAGCUGGUGGCAUGCGAUCUUUGCGGCAAGACCUUUGCUCAUCCAUCCGGCAUGUUGUACCACAAGCGCACCGACCACUUUGAUGAGAAACCGUACUCGUGCGAAGAGUGUGGCGCCAAGUUCGCAGCCAACUCUUCGCUGAAGAAUCAUCAGCGGCUGCACACUGGCGAGCGCCCCUUCCGCUGCAAACACUGUGACAUGAGUUUCAGCCAAGCCGCCGCACUCUCCUAUCACAGCAAGAAGAAGCAUUCUGAAGGUAAGAUGUAUGCGUGCCAGUACUGCGAGGCCGUGUUUGCCCAGUCUAUUGAGCUGACUCGUCACGUCCGCACGCACACCGGUGACAAGCCCUACGUCUGCAGGGAGUGUGGAAAGGGCUUCAGCCAGGCCAAUGGGCUGUCAGUUCACCUGCACACAUUCCACAAUAUUUCUGACCCCCAUGACUGUCAGAAGUGCCGGAUGAGCUUCUCUUCUCUUGAGGAACACAGAAAGCACAUCCAGGAGUGUCAUCCCAAAGAGUACCACCAGUGCAACAUGUGCAGCAAGAUCUUCAACAGUAGUGCCCUGCUGGAGAAACACGUGAUCACGCAUGUUGGUGGGAAGCCCUACAACUGCAAGAUAUGUCACAAGGCCUACCAGCAACUCUCAGGUCUGUGGUACCACAACCGCAUCACCCACCCUGAAGUGUUUGCCGGCCAGGGCAGCCGCACGCUCAGGUCAUUUGUCCAGUGUCCAGCCUGCAGCAGGGCCUUUCCUAGCAACAGCAGCCUGCUCAAGCACCAGAAGCACGAGCACCCAGAGGGAAUCUUCGAAUGUGAGGAAUGCAAGGACACCUUUCCUGAGCUCCAGGAACUUGAGGAUCAUAAGAAAGAAAAGCACUCAGGGGAAGAGCUGCAUCUCUCCCAGUGUCCAUACUGCCCCAGCUCAUACGCCACAAGAGCAGAAAUGCAGCUACACGUCUGCACGCAGCACUUAAACCAGGAGGGGGACAUGUUUAGCUGCGCGCACUGCGAACUCCUGUUCUCCUCACAGCUGGAGCUGCAGGAUCACUUCCUGUCACACCACCAGGAGGGCCUGUCCGACAACCCCCAGAGCGCUCCUUCACAAAUGGUCAUCCAGACUGAGGAGAGCCCUGAUGGGCCAGAGCAGGUGAUUACCUUGGAUCAGUCGCAGGUGUACGUUGCACUAGCGGACUCUGAGAGUGCAGGCACCGGGUCCGAGAUUGUAGCAGUCAAUAUGGAAGACCUGCUGGAUGGUACCAUCACCUUCAUCUGUGGGGAGAAUCAGUGAUGCUUGCUGGUUUCCACCCCAGUGCUGCACGCUGCUGGGGACACCUCCCGCUGUCUCUGCUUUCUCUCUGGAGAUCAGUUGCAGUCCUGCCACUUUAGCCCAUGUAGCCAUUGUCCACUGAUGAAUUGACCUCCCACUAUAGCUUGUCCUGUUGACCUGAUCAGUAUCUAUAGUAAAUAGCACUUAUGACCAGUACAAGGCUAUGGGCAAAAAGCCUCAGAUUUCAUUCUUUUUUCCACAAUACUACAUUAUGCAAGUUAACAUUUGAGGCUGCUGAUUCUUUUCAGUAAGAUCUGGCAGCUUUAUCUCACUUCCGUAUAGGAAGAACCAUGUGUGUCAGCUGCCAUAUUACUUGUCUUUGGUGUCAAACCUUCAUACCAGAAAUCAUUUGUUCAUAUUUCUCUAUUAGAGUCAGUAUAAUUGUUACUUCCCUUUCAUGAGACCAUGAAAUAAAACCAGCAAUUAAAUUUUUUCUUCAUGAUGGUUAUAAAUGUGUUC